Corticium candelabrum is the source of this 1332-nucleotide messenger RNA. RefSeq lists its product as uncharacterized. Gene Ontology annotation, molecular function: 3'-5' DNA helicase activity; nucleic acid binding; four-way junction helicase activity. NCBI's taxonomy places the organism in Eukaryota, Metazoa, Porifera, Homoscleromorpha, Homosclerophorida, Plakinidae. The transcript has 4 exons. Gene Ontology annotation, biological process: DNA recombination; DNA repair. The record is from RefSeq and is a predicted model, not a curated record. The coding region runs from base 1 to 873 and encodes 290 amino acids. Gene Ontology annotation, cellular component: cytoplasm; chromosome.
AUGGCGUCGCCGAAAAGUAGUGACUGGAUUUGCGAGAAAGCUACGCUUCUGCUGAAGAGCGUGUUUGGCUUCAGUGAGUUCCGACCCGGUCGAUUGGAAGCUAUACGAUCAGUGGUACACGGAAACGACACGGUUGUUCGCUUGACGACCAGCGCUGGGAAGUCACUGUGUUACCAGCUACCUCCACUCAUUGCGGGUAGUAAUUUGUGUUGCCUGGUAAUAAGUCCGCUGCGUGCACUGAUGAAUGAUCAGAUGGAGAAAUUGAAGCAUCUUGGGCUCAGAGCUGCGUCAUUUGUCCAUCCGGGAGAACUAAAAGUCCAAUUCGCACAACUACACAGACUUAGACAGUUUGCAACAUGUCCAGUGAUGGUGCUUACAGCAACAGCAACAAAGGCUACCAUUGAUGUCAUAGCUGAGAGAGUUGGGCUUGAUCAUCCCAAAGUUAUCAGAGGAUCCUUAAACAGAUCUAACUUGUUUUUUCUGUUCAUGAAGAAAAAGGCAACAACUGAGUUCAGUUUAAUGCCUAUUAUUGAAGACCUACGACAAGAAAGCAAUGACUUCAAAAAGACGGUUAUCUUUGUUCGAACAAAGGAAUCAGCCACUGCCAUUUGGCAGAUGUUGUCGAAGACUGGGCUUGCAGAAAUACACCAUUCUUCUCUCACCACAGAGAGAAGAAGACAGUCAGAGAGCCAGCUCAAAAAUUCACAGGUCUCGGUAGUUGUUGCUACCAUUGGAUUUGGCAUGGUAUCUUACAACAUAGAUAUAUCUAAAUGUGAAUGCCAUGCAGUUAUUCUGAUAGAAUUGCGGUUUCAAUCUAUUUCAGGGAAUCGACAUAAAAGACAUCCGAUUGGUAAUCCUCUAUGGGCUACCUGACUCUAUUCCACAGAUGUUCCAGGUAUUUUUUAUCCAUGGUGUGUGACCAUGCCUGCACAAUUGUGUAGCUAUUGUGUACAGAUGUUUGGAAGAGCUGGACGAGAUGGGCUACCUGCUACUACUGUACUGUUGUACAGACCAUCUGAACUAAAAGCAAAAUGUGUAAAAGAUGACUUGAAAAGUUUGGUCAACGGUAAAAGAUGCAUUAGAAGUGUAUUUAUGGCAGCCUUGGACUCCGACCUGACAGAACAAGGGGGUUUGCCUUGCUGUAGCACUUGUCUUACUCACAGCCAGGAUCCCAACAGACUGUUUGUCUACUCACACCAUCCUUCACAGCGGAGAAGUAAUAAAAGAAGUCAUGUUCAGGUGACUGACGAGACUUUGGUGAGAAGGAACACAUUUCUACUAUGUAUGAGGUAUAAAUUUUCCUUACCCUACUUAUAUCUAUAGCCUGAAGAC